This is a messenger RNA of Aspergillus steynii IBT 23096, 1948 nucleotides long. Its product is annotated as Fcf1-domain-containing protein. Gene Ontology annotation, cellular component: small-subunit processome. NCBI's taxonomy places the organism in Eukaryota, Fungi, Ascomycota, Eurotiomycetes, Eurotiales, Aspergillaceae. The transcript has 6 exons. The record is from RefSeq and is a predicted model, not a curated record. Gene Ontology annotation, molecular function: D-amino-acid oxidase activity; FAD binding. The coding region runs from base 269 to 1840 and encodes 523 amino acids.
GUCGGGUGUGAAGCCUAAAUGCCCAGGUGUCGAUGCUGAGUCAUCCAAUGGGUCGGCGAUAAGAUUCCCUUAUCGGGCAUAUGUCGGCCCGUUGAAAUAAAUCGUUUUGAAUCUUGAUCCCAGAGCGACGACCAGGACGACUCAGCCAGACCACGCAAUUCUUUUCGCCAAUAAUUCAACACCCCGAUAUUCGCGAUUUUCUCUGUAUCAGAAGUCGCGAUUCAUUUACGACGUUCCUUCUCGAGAAUACCUCCCUCCGUCCUUCACCAUGGGUGUGGCAAAGAAGACUAAGAAAUUUGCUCAGGUGAAGCGCGCUAUCACCAAGCGCGAUGAGCGCAUCAAGUCGUCCGCCGCCGGCAACAAGAAAGAAGACAAGAAACCAGACGAAGUGACCCGACACAUCCCCAACGCCCCAUCGAACAUGUUCUUCGCCGCCAACACCUCCCUCGGACCUCCCUACCACGUCCUCGUCGAUACCAAUUUCGUGUCCCACUCGAUCCGCGCGAAGACGGACUUGCUCACAUCGAUGAUGGAUCUAUUAUACGCGAAAUGUAUCCCCACAUUCACAGACUGCACCAUUGCAGAAUUGGAAAAACUUGGAGACAAGUUCCGGCUGGCGUUGCGAGUGGCCAAGGAUCCCCGAUGGGAGAGAGUCCGAUGCAGUCAUGCCGGCACGUAUGCCGAUGACUGUAUAGUUGAUCGAGUAUCGAAACACCGAAUCUACAUUGUCGCCACUAACGAUAAGGACCUGGUCCGUCGUAUCCGCAAGAUCCCCGGUGUACCGAUCAUGAAGCACCAACUAACAAUUCCCCCCAACCCUAGAGCCGGCGUAAUCGGGCUCUCCACAGCCCUCCGCAUCCAACAGCACCUCCAACCAUCACAAUCCAUCGUCCUCGUCGCCCGAGACUUCCCCAACACCACCUCUCUCAACUACGCCUCGCCAUGGGCCGGCGCACACUACCGGCCCGUCCCCGGGUCAUCAGCACAAUUCCUCAAAGAAGAGACACAAGCACAGCGCACCUACGAGCACUUCAAAAUCCUCGCGGCCCAAGAGCCCGGCUCCGGCGUGCAAUCGCUGCAGGGAAUCGAGCACCUUGAGUCCCCGCCGGCGGAGUAUCUCGACGAGACAAGCGUGCGCAACUCGUACGCCCAUCUCGAUGAAUUCCGCAGACUCUCGCCGCAGGAGUGCCCGGGGCCUGUGAAAUGGGGCGCCAGCUACCGCGCCUUUGCGAUCAAUUCGCCGGUGUAUUGUGCGCAUAUGCUGCGCCAGUUUGUGCUGAAGGGCGGCCAGACCAAGGAGUAUACGCUUGCCAGUGCGAUGGAGGCAUUCCAUCUAGCGGAGAAUGUGAAGACGGUUGUGAACUGCUCGGGGAUGGGGUUUGGGGAUCCGAAAUCGUUUAUCAUCAGAGGCCAAACAUGUCUCGUCCGCAACCCGUGCAACAUCACCCUCACGCGCCAGAACUCCGACGGGACCUGGUCCUUCUGCAUCCCGCGUCCCCUGGGCGGCGGGACAAUCAUCGGCGGAACGAAGCAGCCACACAACUGGGAUCCCAAUCCCUCGAUGGACACACGAAAUCAGCUUCUAGCGAACGCCGCUAAAUGGUUCCCCUUUACGCCGGAAAGUGGAGGGAAGUUUGACGUCAUCCGCGACAUCGUGGGCCGGCGGCCAGCAAGAGAGGGUGGGAUGAGAAUCGAGGCGGAGAAGGUGACGGGCGACAAGUUCAUUGUUCAUGCUUAUGGGGCUGGAGGACGGGGGUACGAGUUGUCUUGGGGCGUAGCUGGGGAUGUUGUCAAGUUGAUGCGCGAGAAUGGGCUGGUGUUGGAGAAAGCUUCGCUGUGAGUUUGGAUAUAUAUGUGGGUGGUAUAUGUGUAUAAAACUUUCUGGUUGCAUAAACGUUGUUCUGCUCGUGUGAUGGAACAACUAGAAUAAUGCAAGGAUUCUACAUGC